AAGCAGCAGCACAGCCCUCCCCAAAGUUUUUCAUUUAGCUCGCUGGCUAGCAGCGUUUAACUGUCAAAGUAAAUGUAUCGUAAAAGCAACACAUUAUAUUUAAAAGGCGUUAUUGGAUAGUAUUUGAUGCCUCAGUAAGUUUGGGGUAACUGUCCAAACAAUCAAAUACGUCUUUCAUCGCGAUAUCUCAUGACUGCGAUGACCUGCAAAUUAAGUGGCCUGUUCAGCAUUGGCGAGGACUUUGAUGAUGAGGACCUGCUGGGGACAGACUGGGUUGUCCGCUCAGCGUCUGGACCAGCCGAUGUGGCAGCUGCUGUGUCAUCUUGCACGCUGCGGGCCUCCUCUGUUGCUGUCAGAGAGCCGGAGGAAAAUUGCCUUCAGCAAACUGGAGCGAGAUCAGCUGCCCUGUGUAAUGGCAUAGCAUCAAGGAGCAGCACGCACACGGCUGCUGGACAAACUGUUGCUUUGGGUCUGAGACAACUCCCCUCCUCCGCUCAGCCUCCCUCCUCCCGUCCUCCCGCACUGAAUAACUGUCAGCCUAAUUUGGCAUCACAACAGAGUCAUGCUAACGCGGAGGAGCCGCUGAAGCCGUCCGUGGCUCUGGAUGAUUUUGAUGAUUGGGAUGUUGACCUGGCGGACCUGGAUGAGUGUGACCGUCAGAUCGGGCAGUCGCUUCAUCCGCCUGCUCCAGCCCCACCUGAGCCCGCGGUCGUUCCUGCACAUUCAGCCAAAACGCUACGGCCCCCGACCUGUGGAGGGAUUCAGACACAACCUGAUCGGAGCGUGAGAGCGCUCAGCACUGCACGCCAGGCUUCUUGCUCGUCUAGUCAUAACAUACCUCCCCGGACCAUCUCCACUCCUCUUCUGCAAUCUCCAAAUCCCCGACCUGCUUUCCCAUCUGCUCCACAGAGUCCUAGUGUUUUCCCUGGCCUUACAGCAACUUCUCCUGCCCCCAGCCCCAUUUCCAGGACACUCAACAGGCCACAGCAGCCACAGAGACUGUGGGCAACUCCAGGACCCUCCCCUCACGGCCGUGGGCUCUUUGAGACAGUCUCCCCAGCGCCCUUUUCCUCCUCGUCUUUGAACUCCUCCACUCUGAGCCCUCAUCCCCUUCACACACCGGUCCUCACCAACCGCCUGGUUCAACUGGUAUCUGCCUCCAAUAAGCUUCCUAAGAAGAGGCCUCGCUCUGAGCCUCACCGGCCGAGGACCCGCCGCUUCCCUGGCCCUGCUGGACUCCUGCCACAGCAGCCGCAGGGUCAGAGCCUGGACAACAUAGUGGUUUCUGUCCCUCAGACUCCUGCUCACGGUGCGGUGGCCCGGUUACCAAGCCAGGGUUCAAGCUCACAGAGCGAGGAAGAGGAGUUCAGCGGCGGUGCCUGGGCGGCGAUGAAGGCAGACAUGGGAUUGGAUGAGAGGAACCCCUUGUGCUUCCUGCACUCCUACAGUGUCAUCAUGGUGCUUCGAAAGGCUGCACUUAAACAGCUGGCAAAAAACAAAGUGCCCAACAUGGCCGUGCUCCUGAAGAGCAUCGUCCACACACAUGCUGAUGCCAAGGCUGUGUUUAAAGACCCAACAGGGGAGAUUCAGGGAACAGUGCAUCGGCGUCUCCUAGAGGACAGAGCGGAGGAGCUGAAGGUCGGAGCUGUACUGCUGCUCAAACAAGUGGGUGUGUUUUCCCCCUCCCAUCGUAACCAUUACCUGAACGUGACACCCAACAACCUGCUGCGGAUCUACGCCCCUGAUGGAGUCAGUCUGUCCUCCACUCAGCUCCCCCCGCUCACCCUGGAGCCGCUGUUGACGUCAGCCGCUCGGUCUCCGAGCGUCCCCCGGGAGCCCGUGUCUCGGAUGCACCUGGUGUUUGAGGAGGAGGAUGACGAGGGAGAUAAAUGCUCUGAGGGAGGCAAAGACCCUCAACCCUCAACAGACACUAGAGCCGGCUCCAGCAGAGGCCCCCAACAGCCUUCUGGGAACCCAGCACUGCAGGACUCAGGCUGGGAUGCAGAUGAUGACCUGGAUGAACUCCUGGGAGAGUUACCUGAGGACGCCUACAGCCUUUGAUCUAACGUUGCAUCAGCAAACUUGCUCUUCACUGACUCGAGCAAUUUUACGACUGAAUAACACUAAAGAUGUUUUGUUCUUCUGAUAUCACCUCUUUAAUCCUCUGACCACUGAAGAACUUAUGAAAAUGUGUAUCUGUUGUAAAGAACUUUUUUUCCCCUUGUCAGUCAACUGUGUUUAAUGUCUAGUUUAUAAAUACCACAGAGAAUGGGCUUGAGU
Messenger RNA from Micropterus salmoides (largemouth bass), 2280 nucleotides. RefSeq names its product homologous recombination factor with OB-fold (gene hrob). Gene Ontology annotation, biological process: recombinational repair. The transcript has 10 exons. The record is from RefSeq and is a predicted model, not a curated record. NCBI's taxonomy places the organism in Eukaryota, Metazoa, Chordata, Actinopteri, Centrarchiformes, Centrarchidae. Bases 190 to 2061 code for a protein of 623 amino acids.